This is a messenger RNA of Prorocentrum cordatum, 409 nucleotides long. The record is from the annotation of a GenBank genome assembly. Lineage: Eukaryota; Dinophyceae; Prorocentrales; Prorocentraceae.
GUCUGACGGGGACGUCGACGUGAUGCGGCACGUGGCCACCCCGGUGCGCGGCGGGCCCGGAGACCUGCAGCCCGCGAAGCGGCCGAGGGUCGACCAGGCGGCGCCCAGGGGCCCCGACUUCCGGCCGUGGGCGCGCCCGGCGCCGCCGCCGCAGUUGCCCGCGGAGUUGCGGGUCAUGCAGGUGGACAUCGACCACUACAGCGCGCCGCCAGACCCGCAGUUCUGCUGCGCGGAGCGUUGCGGGGCGCCUUCGGUGCCGGGCAAGUCGAAGCAGGCGCCCGGGGCUCGCGGGCGCGAGUUCGGUGGGGGCGCGACUGGCCGCACCUCGCGUCGCAGACCAAUCGCGUCGGCCAAUGUUGAAGCGGACAGCGCGUGCUCCACUCCUACUCCUUGUGCAUCGGCCAGGUAA